Diachasma alloeum is the source of this 1932-nucleotide messenger RNA. RefSeq names its product pre-piRNA 3'-exonuclease trimmer. Gene Ontology annotation, biological process: nuclear-transcribed mRNA poly(A) tail shortening. Gene Ontology annotation, cellular component: cytoplasm; endoplasmic reticulum. NCBI's taxonomy places the organism in Eukaryota, Metazoa, Arthropoda, Insecta, Hymenoptera, Braconidae. The transcript has 10 exons. Bases 266 to 1921 code for a protein of 551 amino acids. The record is from RefSeq and is a predicted model, not a curated record. Gene Ontology annotation, molecular function: RNA binding; poly(A)-specific ribonuclease activity.
UACACGAGUUCCCUUAAUUUUUGACCCAGAUUCCUAAUUUGUGAAGAACGGAUAAUUGUUUCUCCUCGUCAGAAGUUGAUUUAGAUUUUUUUAAUACUUUUUUUUACGAUCGCAAGUCAAUAAUUCCGGGGUUUACGGUGUUUUUGUAUGAUUCAGGCAUGAUGCGACGAACAUAACCUCCCCUGCAAUCAAAACAAAUCCCGAAACCCUAUUUUUCAAGUUUAUAAAUAUAUUUAUGUGCCACGAGUGGCGAUAAAUAAUCAGAAUGAAUGAAAUUCUGGAUGAAAACUUCAGGAGUUAUUAUUCGAAAAUAGAGGAUACUUUUAAAAAUGCGUCGUUUAUAGCUAUUGACGCUGAAUUCUCCGGGAUUGACAGUGAAAAUGUUCCAAAGCUCACAUUGUUUGAUACAGUCCAGGAGAGGUACGAGAAGCAGAGAGAUAACAUAGCACCAUUCAGUGCUAUUCAAAUAGGCCUGACAGCAUUCGUAAGAGUCAGACACGAGAAUAAAUACAUCGCAGAACCUUUCAGAUUCUAUUUGCUGUCGAGAUCGUUACUGCAUGGUACUAAUCAGAAUUUUCACUGGGAGAAAACGUCAAUGAACUUUCUGCGAAUCCAUAAUUUCGAUUGGAAUAAGUUGGUGUACGGAGGCAUCUCCUACCUGAACGGCCCAGAGGAGGCGAAAAUGAGGCACCUCCUGAAGACCAACGACUACAUGAGCAACCUGGGCGCCUUCCGAACGCUGGAGGAGGAGAACAAUCUCCUGCGCUCCAUAAAAAACGUGUCAGAAUGGCUAAAGAGCUCCCCCAAGUCCGAGAAAUCCCUGGAGAUCAAUUGCGACGACUUCGUGCAGCUGUGCUGCCUGCAGAGGCAGCUGAGGAAGUCCUUCAAGUCCAUCUGGACCGAGCAGAAGGGCCAGAAGAUCUUCGCGAUCAAGGUUGACCCCGAAACCCGUGAGAUCCUGGAAGAGAGGGACCAGAACCUCUGCGAGGAGCAGCUCCUGGAGUACACCCUGGGCUUCACUCGGGUCUUCCAGCUGCUGUGCGACCUGAAGAAGCCCAUUGUCGGGCACAACCUCCUGCUGGACCUCAUGUUCAUGUACAAACAGUUUCACAAGGAUUUACCUAAGAGUUACGAGAGGUUUAAGAGGGAGAUCCACGAGCUGCUGCCUGUGGUGUACGACACUAAGCUGUUGAGCUACGAGAUGAGGAAAAUUUUGGAGCCCAGGGAGGAGGAGGGACAGGGGAAGAAGCAGAAAGGAGAUAAAGGAAGGUCCAACGUCCUCGGAGAGCUGUACAAAUACUUCAAGGAUGGAGACGGAAGACUGUUAUCUUGGAACUCUCCAAGGAUUGAAUUUCCGGACGGCACGACAACCGAUGCAGAGGCAUAUCAUGAUGCCGGCUGGGACUCGUACUACACAGGCUUCUGCUUCGUGAAAAUGGCUCACAUUUUCGCAUCUCACCCACGAGGAAGCUCCCUGAAUUCUCGAGAAUUGACCCACAUCGAGAUGAUGGCAAGCCUCAAGGACUACGUGAACUGCGUGAACUUGAUUCGAGCGGAUCUUUCUCAUUUGAGGCUUGAUGGACCUGAUCCACCGUCGAGGAGGCCCCCCUGGCUGAACAUCAGAGCCCUGCACUCGAGAUCAAUCAACACUGACGAGAUUCUCGUGGCCCUAUCGUCCUACGACUCCUGCGACGUUCAACCGAACUCCUCGAGAAGCAUCCUGGUGGCGGCCCCCAACUGGCGCACGGCUAGAGACAUUCUCCAGCACUUCCAGAACAGCAAGGACUUCCAGGCGGCUCCGUAUAAUCUUCUGAAGCACUCCCCAGCGGUGAAGUCCCUCCUCUGGGGGACAUUGGUGAUCUCUGGAAGUAUGCUGGCACUGCUGAUUCAUCGGGCCAUUCAGAAGCCGUCUGUUCCGUAGUAAAAAUAAAG